AUGUCCCCAGGGCACCACCACGAGACCCAUAAGCGGAAACGAACUUCUUUAGCGGUAUCCAACAGAUGUGACGGUCGUCGACCCUGCACAACAUGUGCGCAAAUAGGGACGGACUGUGUUUAUGGGUCCGAGACUAUCAACAAGAGCAAGAGCGACUUAAUCCUCGAUGUUGCCAUUCGGUCCGAAAAUUUACUGCAAGAAUUGUUUACACAACUGGCUGCCCGCCGCAGUCCAAGUCAGAUUCCCGCGGCGAUAUCACCCCAUGGAGUGAUUUCACCAAGCACGGUGAGCAAUGCUUAUCGCGGCGAAGGCCGCCCUGACCAUAUAUCCAAUGCUACACUAUCUCCUUUUCAUGCAUCCACUACCGAGUCAAUCCUGUCAUGGCCGCAAUUCGCCGAAUUUGGAAACUUGAUCAAAGAGCGCGGCUUCUCAGUUUUCCGGCUUGAAAGUAUGCGCGUGCCUCUUGCUCCUCGGCAUUCCACGGUACAGCCUUAUAUGCCCAAGCAAGAAGUGGAGAGCACGGUCCGGAGCUUUGAGCGUGGUAUCAAUUUCUGGUAUCCGACUAUGGCGAGAGCUAGGACGGAGGAGUUGACAGCACAUAUACUGUCGGGUACUUUUGAAGAGACCACAUCUUCAUGUCUCUCCUUGUUGAUGAUGGCUCUGGGCUGUUCCUGUCAGCUGGUUGGGUCUUUCGCGCAUCGGGAAACAUCCAAUGCAAGCGAUGUUGAUAGCCAACGGCAGGGACGGCUGAUGGGAGAGUUAUACUUUGACAGUGCCUUCAAGAAGAUUUACUUGGCCCAGGCAGGAUUCACCGCGGAUGCAGUGCAAUGUUUAUUUUUUACCGGGCCACUGCAAGCCUGGUCAUUCAUAAAUGCAGCUGCAACCAAAUGCCGACUUCUUUUAUCCUAUGACGUCCCGGACCAGAGCCCCCAACAGUUGGAAUGUCUUCGUCGAAUCUUUUGGUCGUGCUAUAUUCUUGAGAGCGAUUUUCUUGCCGAACUAGCCGGCCUUCCUCAAACAGGAAUCGCAGAAAUCGAAUCAUCAAUUCCUUUACCAGGCGAUUACUGCACGCAAGAGUCUGAAAAAGAUCAAGAGCAAUCGUCACUUUAUUUCCUCGCCUGUAUAUCUAUGCGACGACUUCUCAACCGCGUUCAUGAUCUUCUCUACGCUCGUGAUGCCGGUGUCGGUUUUGACAACCACCAAUUCCCAUCUGUCGUUUCGGAGCUGGCCUAUCAAUUAGACGAGUGGAAAGACCUCUUACCCUUGUCCUUCCAAUUCUCUGUGAAUUUGGACCCUACACGCACAGAGGAAGGUGCAUUUCUUCGCCAGCGAUAUUUGACUUGCAAAAGCGUCAUUUAUCGCCCAUAUCUCACUUGGGCCUUGUCCAACGGUGAUGCUGUGGAAAGGUGUCCUCCAAUUGUCUAUGAGGGGUCCAAGCUGUGUCUUGAGGCGUGUUGGAUGCAUGCGCAGAACUUGCGCAGUUUGCCUCACACCAUCAUGGUGGAUACGUGGAUUUGCUCCCUUUCUAUGGCAUCGGUGAUACUCAUCACAUUAGCGGCAUCUCGUGUUCGUGUCUUGCGACGACUCAUGUCGUCUACCGUUGUGGAUAUCGGGCCGCAUCUCAAUGACCUGUUGGCUCAAUGGGCGCAUAUCCCUGGAGGUGGGACGUCGCCCAGUGUCAUGGAAAGUAUCAGUUUGAUUGAGAAUGCCUCGACGUUGUUGAAGAUAACCUGGAACGAGAGUGGGCUCGAAGAAUAG
Molecule: messenger RNA, 1758 nt
Organism: Penicillium daleae
Lineage: Eukaryota; Fungi; Ascomycota; Eurotiomycetes; Eurotiales; Aspergillaceae
Product: Zn(II)2Cys6 transcription factor
Exons: 7
Coding region: 1-1758 (585 amino acids)
Biological process (GO): DNA-templated transcription; regulation of DNA-templated transcription
Molecular function (GO): DNA-binding transcription factor activity, RNA polymerase II-specific; zinc ion binding; DNA binding
Source: RefSeq, a predicted model, not a curated record